UUAGUGACUGGUAAAAAAUCUGCAGGAAAAUGGGUUCUCGAUCCUUCUAUAAUACCGCGACUAAAUUCGCCCGAAUUAGAAAAUCAGAGAAGCGCAAAGAGAAAUCACGCGAAGCUGCACGAUAUCGUCGCAGCCAGGAAGUGGAAACUUUUAACGAUUUGGCAAAUCUACUGCCAAUAUCCAGCAGCCUCACCUCUCAGUUGGACAAGGCUUCCAUCAUGAGGCUUACCAUCGCUUUUCUCAAAGUGCAGUCCCUACUGGACAACAGUGUGCAAGAACUGUUCAGUAUGUUAAAUGAGAACCAAUGUUCGAUGGCUGAUGCUUGCUGGCCACAAGCCCUUGGUGGCAUGUUAUUGGCGCUAUCCUCCAAGGGGGAUAUUGUCUACCUGACUGAGAACGUGACGCAGGAACUUGGUCUUUUACAGAUGGAUUUGAUUGGACAAAGCAUUUACGACUAUUGCCAUCCGUGCGACCAUGAUGAACUCCGGGAAAUCCUUGCCCUCCGUCCCGAUGGCGAUCCAGCGCGCUCCUUUUGCCUCCGCUUCAAGUCGGCGUUAAUGGCCAAAAAGCGGAGUAAAAUCAACCAAAAAGUCGUCCCAUACAAAGUUAUGAACUGUUCGGGACGCAUUAUACUGUCGACGGAAUCGAACAUUCGACUCGACUAUUCACAAGACAAAUCUUACGUGGACGAAUACGACCUAGAAGACUUGACCGACGACGAUUUGGACUCGGAAAACGACGUCAAGUCCUCCAGCAGCACGAACCAUUUUUUAGUUUUGAUUGUAGAUCCGAUCCCGCACCCAUCCUGCACGAAAACCCCAUUAGCUGGUUACAGUUUUCUCACCAAACACACUUUGGACAUGAAGUACACUUCUGUCGACGAAAAGAUUUACACAUUUUUGGGAUACACGCCGGAGGAUUUAAAAGGUCGUUCAGCGUACGAAUUACAUCAUGCGCAAGACAACGAAACUGUUUUGAAAAACUACAAAGCCAUGUUCGCCAAAGGGCAGAUCCAGAUUCCGCCCUAUCGAUUCCUGGCCAAACAGGGUGGUUAUGCUUGGGUGCAGACUCAAGCCACUUUGGUGGUUUACGGCCAAAAUCGACAUUUCAGAACGGAGGCGGUUGUAUGCGUCCACACUUGUCUAAGUGAAAUUCAGGAUAGCCAUCAAAUCCUACAAGCGCAAUCAUCAGCCGAUGGCCCAGUUUAGUUGUGCCGGAAAUCGAAGCUAUUUGCUAUUUGUACCUAACAAGGCCGAGAUAUGGAAAAGACAAGGACAUACAUUUCAAGGACGCCACUUUUAAUUUUUUCCCCUUUCCUUGAAAGCAUUCGUCUCUCCCCCUCUAUCAGUUGUUUGGGUUAUUUAUAUUGAGUUGUUGGUAUCAUACAGUUUUGAUACAUUUGACCUAU
This is a messenger RNA of Daphnia pulicaria, 1408 nucleotides long. Its product is annotated as hypoxia-inducible factor 1-alpha-like. The coding region runs from base 30 to 1208 and encodes 392 amino acids. Gene Ontology annotation, biological process: regulation of transcription by RNA polymerase II; cellular response to hypoxia. Gene Ontology annotation, molecular function: RNA polymerase II transcription regulatory region sequence-specific DNA binding; protein dimerization activity; DNA-binding transcription factor activity, RNA polymerase II-specific. The transcript has 7 exons. Lineage: Eukaryota; Metazoa; Arthropoda; Branchiopoda; Diplostraca; Daphniidae. The record is from RefSeq and is a predicted model, not a curated record. Gene Ontology annotation, cellular component: transcription regulator complex; cytoplasm; nucleus.